Pangasianodon hypophthalmus (striped catfish) is the source of this 1280-nucleotide messenger RNA. RefSeq names its product guanidinoacetate N-methyltransferase (gene gamt). The record is from RefSeq and is a predicted model, not a curated record. Gene Ontology annotation, molecular function: guanidinoacetate N-methyltransferase activity. Gene Ontology annotation, cellular component: nucleus; cytoplasm. Bases 318 to 1022 code for a protein of 234 amino acids. The transcript has 6 exons. Gene Ontology annotation, biological process: creatine biosynthetic process. Lineage: Eukaryota; Metazoa; Chordata; Actinopteri; Siluriformes; Pangasiidae.
CGGCGGAAGGAUACCAAACUAGCGCGCGCUACAGAGCGCGAGUCCACGUGAAAGUUACAGCUGUUCUCUUGACAUUGUGAACGUGCAGCUGCAGCUGUCUUAGCAAUGUGACCGCCUCCUUCUUGCUGCUUAUCACAGUGGCCCAGUUAAAGUACAGAUUACUGUACAACCUCCUGCGGAAUCAGCACUUCUUUCAACAUAUAACACUCGAGGCAAAGGCAGCUUGCUCUUUUUCAGCCAUCGUGCCAGGACACACAGCUACUCCCUCCCAAAAACAAAAGCAACAACAACUACUAGCAAUAUAUUAAAUAGUAGCAAUGACCACCGAACAGCCGAUCUUCUCCAAAGGGGAGAACUGCAAGCAAGGCUGGCACGACGCGAGCGCCGAUUACAAUGAGACCGACACACACCUCGAGAUUCUGGGGAAACCUGUCAUGGAGCGCUGGGAGACUCCGUACAUGCACUCUCUCGCAGCUGUCGCAGCGUCUAAAGGUGGACGUGUCCUUGAGAUUGGCUUUGGCAUGGCCAUAGCUGCCACCAAAAUUGAAUCUUUUCCUAUCGAGGAACACUGGAUCAUUGAGUGCAAUGAGGGUGUGUACCAGAGGUUGCAAGAAUGGGCCAAAUCUCAGCCACACAAGAUUGUUCCUCUUAAAGGCCUGUGGGAAGACGUGAUUCCUACCCUCCCUGAUGGUCACUUUGAUGGAAUCCUUUAUGACACAUAUCCCUUGUCAGAGGAAACAUGGCACACUCACCAGUUUAACUUCAUUAAGGCUCAUGCUAAGAGGCUGCUGAAGUCUGGUGGCGUCCUCACCUACUGCAACCUCACCUCCUGGGGCGAGCUGCUCAAGUCCAAAUACAACAAUAUCGACAAAAUGUUCCAGGAAACACAGGUGCCUCAGCUGCUAGAAGCUGGAUUCAAAAAGGAGAAUAUUAGCACCACGCUGAUGGACAUCAAUCCACCAAGUGAUUGCAAAUACUAUUCCUUCAACAAAAUGAUCACACCAACUAUACUUAAAGAAUAAGCUACAGGCCCAAGCUGCCUGCAUACAUACCUGUCUACUGUGCUUUUUGUGUCUUAGAAUUUUUUAAAAAUGCUAUCUGUUGUACAGGAACAGUGUAAAAAAAAAAAAAAAAAAAUCCUAAAAUUUUGUAUAAUUGAAAUUCUGUGGUGGGAGUCAUGAAAUGUGCAUAAAUAUUCAUGCAAAUAAAAAGCACAAGACUAUAUAAUUAUGAUCAAAAUAUUAUUUCACAAUGAUAAAUUCCUUGUCUAGAAUCAACAA